AUUUAAGCAAAUAAAAAACAAUAGCAAUAAAUUAGACGAUAAACAAAUGCACAAGAAAUCUAAACAAAUCGCGAAUGAAUAAAAUGCACAAAAUGUUGUAAUUAAGUAGCAAAAGCUAAUAACAACAAUAACAAAAGGCUUGAGUCCUACAUUCGUGACGCGUCGCGUGCACAGUGGGACAAAAGCGCACAAACAUCACCGAGAAUACAAAGCGAAGCAGAGGAAAACAAAAGGAGCACAAAGCAAACGAACAAUCGAUUCAAGCAAUUAAAGCACAACGAAUAGCAUAAACGUAAAUAUAGGAACAAUGCCACGCCCACAUCAGUUGCCCAUAGUGCUGCGUGCUCUGUUGCAACUGUUGCUGUUCAGCAACAUUGCCCAGCAACACUGCACCACCGCAUUGCCCACCACAAGCACCACUUCAAUACCAAUCACGGUGGCAACCAACAACAUCAUCAUCAGCAGCAGCAGCACAGAGUUGCCCAUGGUCAGCAGUUCGUCGGAUCGGAAUCUUAGGGAUCUGGUCAAUGAUGAUGGACAUGCUGGCUCUGGCUGGGAAACCCUUGAGACUGAAUUUCACUUAGCCACGCACAGUCCACCACAACAACCACAACAACCACAGGUCACUGCACCCACAUCCAUCGAGCAGCAGGAUCAACCACCGGCAAUUCCUGCCACAACGUUGGCUUUCUCCAAUGCGGUUGCCGUUGCCGGCGACACAUUGGACUCCAAACUGGGCGAUGCCACGCCUCCCUACGCCGCCGUCGAUGAUAAUUAUGUGCCAAGCAAACCUCAAAAUCUCACCGUUCUGGAUGUGUCUGCUAAUAGCAUUACAAUGUCCUGGCAUCCACCAAAGAACCAGAAUGGUGCCAUUGCCGGCUAUCAUGUUUUCCACAUACACGACAAUCAAACUGGCGUCGAGAUUGUUAAGAAUUCCCGCAACUCGGCCGAAACGCUGAUACACUUCGAGCUGCAGAGUCUGAAACCCUUCACCGAUUACCGUGUCAUUGUGAAAGCAUUCACAACAAAGAACGAGGGAGAACCCUCCGAUCAGAUUGCCCAGCGAACGGAUGUGGGCGGACCGAGUGCGCCGGCGAUUGUAAAUCUGACAUGUCAUUCGCAGGAGUCGAUUACGAUACGCUGGAAGCGACCCUAUGAGUUCUACAACACCAUCGAUUUUUACAUCAUUAAAACGCGACUGACCGGUCAGGAUACGCAUCGUGAUAUACGCAUCAAUGCAUCUACCAAGGAGCUGGAAACGGCGAUGAUUUUACAAAACCUGACAACAAAUUCCUACUAUGAAGUCAAGGUGGCAGCGGCAACAUUCAGUGUUAUAAAUCCCAAGAAAAUUGUGGUUGGCAAGUUUUCGGAACCCAGAAUUAUACAAUUGCAUCCGAAUUGUGAGAAGAUACAACCGCUGUUGCGUCAAUCCCAUAAUGACUACAACUUGGCCGUGUUGGUGGGCAUCAUUUUCAGCUGCUUUGGCAUCGUGCUGAUCGUCAUGGCCUUUUUCUUGUGGAGCAGAAAGUGCUUCCAUGCCGCUUAUUACUACCUGGACGAUCCUCCGCAUCAUCCCAAUGCGCCUCAGGUGGACUGGGAGGUGCCCGUGAAGAUUGGAGAUGAGAUUCGAGCUGCUGUGCCCGUAAAUGAGUUUGCCAAGCAUGUGGCUUCCCUGCACGCCGAUGGAGACAUCGGAUUCAGUCGAGAGUACGAGGCCAUUCAGAAUGAAUGCAUCACCGAUGACUUGGCCUGCGAGCACUCACAGCAUCCGGAGAACAAGCGCAAGAAUCGCUACCUUAACAUUACAGCCUACGAUCACAGUCGCGUGCAUUUGCAUCCGACUCCUGGGCAAAAGAAGAACCUGGACUAUAUCAAUGCCAACUUCAUCGAUGGCUAUCAGAAGUCGCAUGCGUUCAUCGGCACCCAAGGACCGUUGCCUGAUACCUUCGAUUGCUUCUGGCGCAUGAUCUGGGAGCAGCGUGUGGCCAUCAUUGUGAUGAUCACCAAUCUGGUUGAGCGUGGCAGGCGCAAGUGCGACAUGUACUGGCCCAAGGAUGGCGUGGAAACCUAUGGUGUGAUCCAGGUCAAACUGGUCGAGGAGGAGGUCAUGUCCACCUACACGGUGCGAACUCUGCAGAUUAAGCAUCUGAAAUUGAAGAAGAAGAAGCAGUGCAAUAUGGAGAAACUUGUGUAUCAAUAUCACUACACCAACUGGCCAGAUCAUGGCACACCGGAUCAUCCAUUACCAGUGCUGAAUUUCAUCAAGAAAUCCUCUGCCGCCAAUCCCGCCGAGGCUGGUCCCAUCGUUGUCCAUUGCAGUGCUGGCGUUGGACGCACUGGCACCUACAUUGUCCUGGACGCCAUGCUGAAGCAGAUUCAGCAAAAGUCGAUAGUCAAUGUCUUUGGAUUUCUGCGACACAUUCGCGCACAGCGCAACUUCCUUGUCCAGACGGAGGAGCAGUACAUCUUCCUGCAUGACGCUCUGGUGGAGGGCAUUGCCUCCGGCGAAACGAAUCUGACAACCGAGCAAAUUGAGGAGCUAAAGAACUGCACUCCCUACUUGGAGCAGCAGUACAAGAACAUCAUACAAUUCCAGACAAAGGACAUACACAUCGCCUCGGCCAUGAAACAGGUCAACUCCAUCAAGAAUCGUGGCGCCAUCUUUCCCAUCGAGGGCAGUCGUGUUCACCUGACACCCAAGCCUGGAGAGGAUGGCAGUGAUUAUAUUAACGCCUCCUGGCUGCAUGGUUUCCGGCGACUACGCGACUUUAUUGUCACUCAGCAUCCCAUGACGCAUACGAUAAAGGAUUUCUGGCAAAUGGUCUGGGAUCACAAUGCCCAAACCAUCGUGUUGCUCUCAUCGCUGGAUGACAUUAACUUUGCACAGUUCUGGCCGGACGAGGCCACGCCCAUCGAAAGCGAUUAUUAUCGCGUCAAAUUCCUGAACAAGACGAACAAAAGCGACUAUGUGAGUCGCGAUUUCGUUAUUCAGUCCAUACAGGACGACUACGAGCUGAGUGUGAAGAUGCUGCACUGCCCCAGCUGGCCAGAGAUGUCCAAUCCGAACAGCAUCUAUGACUUUAUUGUCGAUGUGCACGAGCGCUCGAAUGAUUACCGCAAUGGACCCAUUGUCAUUGUCGACAGAUAUGGCGGAGCACAGGCGUGCACCUUCUGUGCCAUCUCAUCGCUGGCCAUUGAGAUGGAAUACUGCAACACGGCGAAUGUGUAUCAGUAUGCCAAGUUGUAUCACAAUAAACGUCCUGGUGUUUGGACCUCCAGCGAGGACAUACGUCUCAUCUACAACAUUCUGUCCUAUUUGCCUGGCAAUCUGAAUUUAUUGAAGCGCACAGCGCUGCGCACUGAAUUCGAGGAUGUGACAACGGCAACGCCGGAUCUCUAUAGCAAAAUCUGCAGCAACGGUAAUGUUCCACACCUACAACAACAGCAGCUGCAACAACAGCAGCAACAGCUGUUGCUAGCACAGCAGCAACAACAUUUGCUGCAGCUGCAAAUGCAACAUGAAACACAGCAACAACAGCUACAACAACAACAACAACAACAACAUCUGCAACAGCAACAGCAAACACAACAAAAUCUCAUUAGUCAUAAUAGUCAUCAAACAGAAGUAGGAGCCAUAACAAAAACAGAUACAGAUACAGAUACAAAUACAGAUACGAAUACAGAAUUAGGAACAGAAACAGAAACAGCUACAGCAAUACCAGCAACAACAACAACAACCAAUACUAAUUCCUCCUUAUUACCCAUCUCAUCAUUGUUACCUCCCACAGUUGCUCCAUCAUCCAUCACACACACAUCAUCAACGUCAAACAGCUCCGACCACCAUACAAAAACAGUCCUAAACAAUAUAACAUCAACAACACCAACUACACCACCUUCAGUAACAACACCAACUGCAACAACAACAACAACAAUAACACCUACAAAUGAUCUAACCCAUACUAAUGCUAAUCUUACCACUGUUACUAAUAAUGCUGCUAACUUGGUCGCUGAUGCUCCGAUGAUUGUUGCUGCCUCUGAUGAUUUAAACUUGGCCCAACACCAACAACAACAAAUGCUGGCGCUGAUGCAACAACAAACCCAAUUGCAACAACAAUAUAAUACUCAUCAACAACAACAACAACUACAACAACAAUCGGAUAAUGCCAACUGCCUGCUGCCCACAAAUGUUGAUGAAUUGCUCAAUCCAAUGAACACAAUGAUUCAACCGAACAACAUUAACAACAACAAAAACAACAAUAAUCUGCAACAACAACAACAACAACUUCAUGCAGCAGUCACAGAUGCUCAAAACCUAGAUAUUGUAGCCUAAAUUAACUAAAAAACAAAAACAAUUUUAUAAUAUAAUGAUAUGAAUAAUUUUAUAUAUAUGUAUAUGCUAAGAUAUGAUACGUCUUAAUAUAAAAGUAAAUAUAAUACACAGUAAUUAAAUAUAAUUAUGUAUACACUUCAAUGUAUUUAAGCGAGUGAACUAAGCGUUUAGCGCAAUAUCCUUCAACUAUUAUUUAUGAUUUAUUUAUUGAUAUAAUUGCUUUUAUUUAAUAGACCCUCCUCCACCCUUCCCAUUUACCACAAUGGUAUUUCAAUGCGGAAUACAUUUAAUCAUUAUUCAUAUGUUUAAAGUAAUUAGUCACAACUAACAAAUAGUCAACAAAUAAACAACUAGAAACAUAGAAACAAGGCACAGAAUUAUAUUACAUAAUAUCGAUAAAAGUUACGCUAAUGUAGCUUAACGCACAAAGUGAAUGGAUAGUUCCCCACAUACGAGAAUAAUAUAAAUAAUAAUAAAAAGUAAUAAUACUUAAAUCCCAUAUUUUGUUAAUAUUCGUUACAUUUACACUUAAAUGUUGUCUAUUUGUGCCAUGCUCUAAUAUUUAGUUGAAAUCAGGUCUUAAAUGCCAGUUAACCAAUGAGCAUUAAUUGUUUUAUCGUUUGCAAAAUUAAAUUCAUUCAAUGUCCGUCCUAGAAUCUGUUAUUGAUACUGUUUUCUGCUCACACUUUUAUCAAUUAAUUGUUAAACUUGAUGCAAUUGAAUUAUACAAAAAAAAAAACAAAUUUAAUAACUUAGCGAAAAUUAUGCGAAUUUAAUAGACGAAAAAGUGAACAUAAAACAUACACAUAUUCAAGAGUUAACGAAUACGAAUAAUGUCAAAUAUGUAUUUUCCCAGGCACGUACACAAAAUAUUUUUCAAAUUAAAAUUAAACCAAGCACUUAAUGAGCACAUCACUGUAAAUCCUAAAACAAUUGAACUAAUCACAAAACACCGACGCAUCACAAUUGUAAAUAUAUUUAAAAUAAAGACCGUAAAAAUGCAUGAAAGAAUCAGAAAAAUAAUUAAUGUUUAAGACGGGCCCAAAUACUGGACUGGAUUGUUCUGAACCGGCUCUUAAUACUAUAAAUAUUGUAAAAAUAAAAAUAUAUUAUAUGAUAAAAUUGCUUAGCGUCUAGUAUUUAAGAACUUAUUAUUUGUAAAACAGAUCGCAAGCAAAGUAUUACUAAAAUAUAAAUUCAUGUGAAAAACUCGAAAGAUAAAAAUUGGUAAAUAUUAAAAAAUUGUUUUUCUCACUUGUGGAAUAUGGAAAAGCAUAAAAAAUCAAAUAAGAAGUGCAUUUCUUAACGGCUCCAGAAAUGGGAAACGAGAUUUAAAAUACAAACAUACCCAGCUUCUUAAGAUAUAAUAUGUAUUACAAUGCGAAGUAAUACUCCGUGUCCCAUUUCCCAAUCUUGUACAGACAAAUAUGAUAUCGAACUUUUGUUUUGUCUUAGUUUUGCACUUUUGAAUUGCCAUGGCUCAUAUAUAGAUAUAUAUUUAAAUAACAAAUUAUAUAAAUAUAUAUUUCUAAGUACGAUGAAUCAAUGGAUUACGCAUGUACAAGUUUUCAUGGUAGCCCUAUAAGUAAAUAGUAUUAAUUGCAUAAGAGCAGGGUGUUAUUAUUACGAUUAGUUGGGUUCUAAACAGCUGUACAAUACCCCACAUUAAUGCUUGAGUCAGUUUUGCGCCCUGUUCCAUCGACUCGACAUUUAAGCAACUAGAAAGUAAUCGAUUUACACAUUUGUAAGUAAAUAUACAUAUGUAUUUACUGAUAAAAAUGUUUUAAAGACUGGUUUUUUGUAAACAUUAUCUUAAGCAGGUAUACUGAUUAUGAUUAUAAUGUAUAAUUGCAUUUGACCUUUAAUGCUUAUUGAUUUGCCCACGUCAGCCAGAUUGGUUUUCAUUUAAUGCUACAAGGUAUACCAAAAGUUCAUGUCUGUUAACCAGCUAAAAAUCCAUUGAAAUUUGCUUUAGAUCUGGAAAUACCGAAGAUAUCAGUGAACGCAAAUAUAUUUUUUAAUUUUGUCAAAAUGAACUUACAGGUAUAUAUUGAUUCAUGCUGCGUUUCCAUAUUGAAUUAAAAAACCACAUAAAUGAAAAUGAACAUUUGAACCUAACGACCAAUUUUAAAAUUAUGUUUAUUAAAAAGAGACCCUUUUACAGUUAAGUGAUUAAGAAACAAUUUAUGUGUAUGUAUUUAUAUCCCAAAGGCUUGUAAAUUCUCAUACUAAAGGCAAACUAGAAUGCUUCAUCUGUAAUAUAAAAACCAUAUUAUUUCAACUAAACGAUAACUAAAGCAUUUUAACUAAUACAAAACAAACAGAGUAGCUUUUAGAUAUACAUAAUUGUAUGUAAUACUAUAAAUUGAAUUGAAUGAAUGAGAAUAUUUGUAAAUGACAGCCAAAUAAACCUUGACGAAUCUGGCGAGUAAUAUCCCAGAAAAUGUGAAGAAUACAAGAUCCGAAACUAUACAAAACAAAACAGAAAAACACUGCACACACUUCUCGAGCAAGGAAACCUUUCCAAGACUAACUACCUUCACAAAUCAUAUAUAAUUAAUAUAAAUAUUAUCUAAUUGACGGUGUUAUGCAAUUUAUAAAUGUGAUGAAUGUCAAACUUAAGCGUAUAAAACUCAAACAAAACAGAAAACCCUACAAAACAAAAAAAAAAUACAACCGAUUAGUAAGAAAGCUGAAUGUAGCGAAAACUUAAGUAAGCAUAACCGACGAUUUUAGAGCUAAGCGAUAUGCAAAUGGAUACAAAAGAGCAGCCCAUAGUUUUUAAAGGGAAUUACAGAGUAGCAG
Messenger RNA from Drosophila innubila, 7135 nucleotides. RefSeq names its product tyrosine-protein phosphatase 99A (gene Ptp99A). Bases 308 to 4330 code for a protein of 1340 amino acids. The transcript has 11 exons. Gene Ontology annotation, molecular function: protein binding; protein tyrosine phosphatase activity. The record is from RefSeq and is a predicted model, not a curated record. Gene Ontology annotation, biological process: protein dephosphorylation. Lineage: Eukaryota; Metazoa; Arthropoda; Insecta; Diptera; Drosophilidae.